This is a messenger RNA of Aspergillus luchuensis, 723 nucleotides long. Its product is annotated as LOG family protein. The transcript is spliced from 2 exons. NCBI's taxonomy places the organism in Eukaryota, Fungi, Ascomycota, Eurotiomycetes, Eurotiales, Aspergillaceae. The record is from RefSeq and is a predicted model, not a curated record. Gene Ontology annotation, molecular function: hydrolase activity, hydrolyzing N-glycosyl compounds. Bases 1 to 723 code for a protein of 240 amino acids. Gene Ontology annotation, biological process: cytokinin biosynthetic process. Gene Ontology annotation, cellular component: cytosol.
AUGUCUAUGCCUAGCGGCCGGGAUGUGCAGCAGCCCGUCAUAUGCGUUUUUUGCGGCGCCCAACCCGGCAAUUCACCCGAGUACAUAGCCGCCGCUCGCGCACUCGCGCAUGAACUGCACGCCGCCAACGCAAAACUGGUCUACGGAGGCGGAACAAAGGGACUGAUGGGCGAAGUGGCAAAGACUCUAGUAUCACUAUCUGGCCCAUCUGCAGUGCAUGGCUUCAUACCCAAGGCACUGGUAGCACACUAUCCUGAUGCGGACGUCAGCCGCCAGGCCGAGAGCAAUGCCCAGGAGGAUGGAAAACAACCCGAGCGAAUGCUUGCCCCAGGGUCUUCACCAGCUGAGGGCGAAUACGGGAGAAUCACCAUCGUGGACAGCAUGCACGAGCGAAAACAGAAAAUGGCAGAGGAGGUUCUUGCCGGUGGUCCUGGGUCAGGGUUUGUAGCUCUCCCGGGCGGUUAUGGGACCCUGGAGGAGGUCGCUGAGGUUAUUACGUGGAAUCAACUGGGGAUUCAUGAUAGAGGGAUUGUUUUGUUGAAUGUUAAUGGGUUUUGGGAUGGGCUUGUGACGUGGAUUGAAAUGGCGGCUCAGCGGGGGUUUGUUGGACAGGCGAAUAAGGGUAUUAUGGUGGAGUGUAAGGAGGUAGAGGAGGUUAUUGGGGUGCUUAAGGCGUAUAGGCCGAGUGGUGGGAGGUUGAACCUUUCUUGGGGGAGUAAGUGA